AAGAGUUUGAUCGUAAACAUAACCGCAAGCAUGAAUUCGAAAACGAGAGUGAGGCCGAACAAGAGCAUGAAUUUGGAAAGGAAAGUGAAUCCGAACAAGAACACGAGAACGAAUUUAAAAACGGCCAUAGUCAUAUAAAUAAAGAAGAGUUUGAUCGUAAACAUAACCGCAAGCAUGAAUUCGAAAACGAGAGUGAGGCCGAACAAGAGCAUAAAUUUGGAAAGGAAAGUGAAUCUGAACAAGAACAUGAGAACGAGAACGAAUUUAAAAACGGGCAUAGUCAUAUAAAUAAAGAAGAGUUUGACCGUAAACAUAACCGCAAGCAUGAAUUCGAAAACGAGAGUGAGGCCGAACAAGAGCAUGAAUUUGAAGAACAUGAGAACGAGAACGAAUUUAAAAACGGGCAUAGUCAUAUAAAUAAAGAAGAGUUUGAUCGUAAACAUAACCGCAAGCAUGAAUCCGAAAACGAGAGUGAGGCCGAACAAGAGCAUGAAUUUGAAAAGGAAAAACAAGAACAUAGUCAUAAGGAAGGAUUUAAUGGCGAAUCCGAACAAAGACAUGAAAACAUAAUCGAAUCUGAGAACGGACAUGAUCAUAAAGAAGAGUUUGACCGCAAGAAUAACCGGGAACACGAAUUUGAGGAUAGCCAUAAGCAUGAAUCUGCGAAAGAGAAUGAACGUAUUAGUAACCACAAAGAAGGAUUUAAUAACGAGGAUGAAAAUGAAUUUAAAAACGAACGCGUCAAUUUAUAUAAGCACAAAGAAGGGUUCGAUUAUAAAUAUAACCGGGAACACGAAUCAGAACAAUAA
Molecule: messenger RNA, 809 nt
Organism: Scutellospora calospora
Lineage: Eukaryota; Fungi; Glomeromycota; Glomeromycetes; Diversisporales; Gigasporaceae
Source: the annotation of a GenBank genome assembly